This is a messenger RNA of Budorcas taxicolor (takin), 945 nucleotides long. RefSeq names its product ETS-related transcription factor Elf-5-like. Gene Ontology annotation, biological process: regulation of transcription by RNA polymerase II; cell differentiation. Gene Ontology annotation, cellular component: nucleus. The transcript has 7 exons. The coding region runs from base 1 to 945 and encodes 314 amino acids. NCBI's taxonomy places the organism in Eukaryota, Metazoa, Chordata, Mammalia, Artiodactyla, Bovidae. The record is from RefSeq and is a predicted model, not a curated record. Gene Ontology annotation, molecular function: sequence-specific DNA binding; DNA-binding transcription factor activity, RNA polymerase II-specific.
AUGUUGGACUCAGUGACACACAGCACCUUCCUGCCCAACACGUCCUUCUGUGACCCCCUGAUGUCGUGGACUGACCUGUUCAGCAAUGAAGAGUAUUAUCCUGCCUUUGAGCAUCAGACAGCUUGCGACUCCUACUGGACGUCCGUCCACCCCGAGUACUGGACGAAGCGCCACGUCUGGGAAUGGCUCCAGUUCUGCUGCGACCAGUACAAGCUGGACGCCAACUGCAUCUCUUUCUGCCAUUUCAACAUCAGCGGCCUGCAGCUGUGCGGCAUGACACAGGAGGAGUUCAUGGAGGCAGCCGGUGUCUGUGGGGAGUAUCUGUACUUUAUCCUCCAGAGCAUCCGCUCACAAGGUUACUCCUUUUUUAAUGAUCCUGAUGAGACCAAGGCCACUCUCAAAGACUAUGGAGAAGGUUUAGGAAAGGGAACUUUGGAGCUUUCAUUUUUUAAAGCUGAUGGUGAUGAUUGCUCUUGGUUACUGAGACCCUCUCAAAGGUCCUGGCCUGGGGGCCUGACCAACCAGGACAAAGUGGCAUCCGUCUGGGGACUUCAAGCAAUGUUCCCAUCCAUCUUCAAUAACUAUGCUGAUUCCAGUUGCUUGAAAACAAGCGGCAUCAAAAGUCAAGACUGUCACAGUCAUAGUCGAACAAGCCUCCAGAGUUCUCAUCUAUGGGAAUUUGUGCGAGACCUGCUUCUAUCUCCUGAGGAAAACUGUGGCAUUCUGGAAUGGGAAGAUAGGGAACAAGGUAUUUUUCGGGUGGUUAAAUCAGAAGCCCUGGCGAAGAUGUGGGGACAAAGGAAGAAAAAUGACAGGAUGACGUACGAAAAGCUGAGCAGAGCUCUGAGGUACUACUAUAAAACCGGAAUUUUGGAACGGGUUGACCGAAGAUUAGUAUACAAAUUUGGAAAAAAUGCACAUGGGUGGCAGGAAGACAAGCUAUGA